AUGGGCGGCGGAUCGAACUGGUCUUUUCCGCGCGGCGCGGGGAUGAUGGGGGGCCUCGUGGUCCUCUGCGCCGUGAUUAUUCCGCUUCUUCCGCUUAUUCCGCGCGUGCGCGCAGUGCCCAUGAGCGCAAGCACAAGCUGGGUGGUCUCUCCCCAGUGCCUCCCCUUGCCCCUGUCUCCCCUUCCCCGUGCCUCCCCUUCCCCCUGCCUCUCCUUCCCCGUGUCCCCCCUUCCCCGUGCCUCCCCUUCCCCCUGCCUCCCCUGCCUCCCUUCCCCCUGCCUCCCCUUUCCCCCACCUCCACCUAUCUUCCUGCCUCCCCUUCCCCCUGCCUCCCCUUGCCCCUGCCUCCCCUUCCCCCUGCCUCCCUUCCCCCUGCCUCCCUUCCCCCUGCCUCCCCUUUCCCCCACCUCCCCCUUCUUCCUGCCUCACCUUCCCCCUGCCUCCCCUGUAUCCCUGCCUCCCCAUUCCCCCUGCCUCCUCCACCCAUUUAGACCUCCUCCCUCGCACCACUCCGCAUCCCCUCAACCUUUCACCCCCCACCUCCUCGUGUUCCCCCUCUCUCCUCCCCCCCCCCCCCCCCCCUCUUCUACAGCAUGGCAUGCCCCCUCACCAGCCAUCCAUCCCCAUCCCCCCCCCCGUCUGGUGCCCUCUUCCCCAUGCUUUCCCCCACCACCUGGUCCCUCCUCUCCCCAUCCCCACCUCCUCGUGUCGCCCCACCAGUCGACACCGUCGCUCCGCGUCACCCUCACCACCCAUCCACCCUUCUCCCCACUGCGUUCCCUGACCCCCACCUCCUCUUCUUACUCCCCAUCCCCUCCCGUCUCCACCAGUCGACACUCUUUUGAUUAUCAAGCCAUCGCUCGGCGUCCCCCUCACCACGUGGGCAGUGGGCAGCACGGCUUUCGACACUCUUCUUAUUAUCAAGUCAUCGCUCGGCGUCACUCUUACCACGUGGGCAGCAGGCAACACGGCAUGCACCGUCACCAGCCAGACACAGCAAGCGGGGGAGUGGACGGGCGUGAUCUGCUCAACCACGGGGGAUGUGCGCCAGAUGUGCGUUUGUACGCGGCAAGCAGGGGAGUGGAUGGGCCGGGUUACGGAGGGCUGGGCACGAACCUGUUCGUGCAACGUAUGGCAGCAUUCACAUCCACCCUUCUGCCGCUCACCGCCCUUGUUGACCUGUGCGUGCUGCUCUCGUGUGCUGCUCAUGUGAUGCUGAUGCAUAUUCACCAGAACUGGCUGUAUGGCACCAUACCCACAGCCCUCAUUGCCCUUCCCAACCUCUACUGGAUGAACCUACCUACCCAUCCUCCGCCUCCCUUCUCUAAUGCAUCAACUUGUAACACAACUUCCUCCCAAAGCCCUUCUGUUCUGCUCCUUCUUCCGCUCUCCCCGCUUCCCUCCCACCCUCUCCUCUCCACUACCCCACCCUCUCAGGCCCCUUCCCUCCUUCUCUCCCCCAUCCCACUCUGCCCUCCCUCCCUCCCUCCCUCCCUCCCUCCCUCCCUCCCUCCCUCCCUCCCUCCCUCCCUCCCUCUCUCCCACUGCAGCAAAUUCUUCCGCAACUACCUCACCGGAACCUUCCCAGCCCCCGGCCCGGCCCUAAAGAACAUCGACCUGCAACACAACUUCCUCUUUGGCUCCUUCCCUUCUCACUCCGCCACCUACUGCACCGCCACCAGCAACUGCUUCUCGCAGGCCUCCAACUGCAACACCACCGCCACCACCCAGCGCACCCCCGCUGCCUGCUCCAUCUGUAACGUAACCAUGGCGGCGGAUGCAGCAGGCGCAGGGUGGGUGGUGCCUGCAGCGGGGUCCUCCCAGGUGCUAUGUGGGGGAGGCUCAUGUGCUCCAAACGCCUCAGCCCCUUUUAGCAAUCGCACGCCAUAUACCUCCUCGUCUCCGCUGCUCCCGAUGUUCUGUGCUCUUAUCGGCAUGGCCUCGGGAUCAUCUCAAGCCAUGCUUGCUCUGAAGUCUUCCCUCGGAGUGACUCUCUCGUCUUGGGCCUCCGUUCCUACUGCUACCGUUAUGGGGGUUGUUUCAACGUCUGCCUCCUUCCCCACCGCCUCCUCGCCUUCCCUGGUGUAUAUCUGCCCGGUGGCUGGGGCCUUGGCGGCUCCCAUGCCUGCGUCUGCUGCUGCUAGUGCAUGGAAGGGCGUGGAGUGUAAUUCAGCUGGCGCAGUUGUGAAGAUGGACCUGGGUUACAACCUCUUUCAGGCGCGUCUCCUCACAUUCGUCUCGGCCCUCACUACCUUGUCGUCCCUCAAAGACCUGUUCCUUCACUAUAACUGGUUCGUCGGCUUUAUCCCAUCGUCACUCUUCGCCCUACCGUCACUCACAGGCCUAGGUCUCUUCGCCAACUACCUCACGGGCACCAUCCCUCCCAUCCCCUCAUCCCUCCUGGGACUAGACGUUGCUUACAACUUCCUCUCCGGCUCCCUCCCUCCACACUCCCUCAAAUUCUGUGCCGCCGAAAACAACUGCUUCUCCUCCUCCCCCUCCUCCUCGUGCAAUUUCUACGGAACGAAGCAGAGGGCAGCAGCAGAGUGUGCGGUGUGUGGGAUGGGUGAUGCUGCAGCUGGGAGCGUGUGCUGGGAUGGUGUGUGCUCAGCAGACGCUGCAGCAGCUGCCUCUCAGGGCAUUCCCAACGGGCCCACGCGGCCCACUCUUGCCAUGACCUGCGUUGGCUCAACUCUCGUUUCCAUCCGCUCCUCCUCCUCAUCUGCUCUCCUCGCCCUCAAGUCAACGCUGGGAGUGACCCACACAACAUGGGUUUCAAGCCUGCCCUGUGCCAUAGACGGCACCAACCCGUGGCCGGGCCAGACAUGGACGGGUGUGCGCUGCGAAGCCACUGGGAACAUUACCUUCUUGGACUUGAGCUAUCAGCAGCUGAAAGGGUCCCUCCAUUCAGACAUCAGCAAACUCACUACUCUCACUCACCUGAGCCUCCAUGCCAACCUCUUCUGGACGCCACUCAGGAGCAUAGUCUCCCUCCUCUCCACCCUCACCAACCUGAAGACGCUUCAGCUACAGUACAACUGGCUCUACGGCUCCAUGCCAGCUGCCCUGCUGGCGCUGCCUCGACUCACUAGGCUGUCUGCUGUCAGCACUGGUGCUGCUGCGCCGCUGUCCAGCCGGUUCCUGGGAUCGCGAGUUCCCACAAAGGCUGUUAAGGCCGUGCAGGUGAAGGGGAACUGGAAGGCUGGUGCUGCGCGCGCCACUGCCACUGCCGAUCCUUCAACAUCCACCUAUGUCGUGCCGGAUCUUGAUCGCGAUGACGCGCUGAUGCUGUACGAGGACAUGGUGCUGGGACGCACCUUCGAGGACAUGUGCGCUCAGAUGUAUUACCGCGGGAAGAUGUUUGGCUUCGUUCACCUGUACAACGGUCAAGAGGCCGUCUCUUCCGGCAUCAUCAAAUACCUGCGAAAGGACGACUACGUUACCAGCACAUACCGUGACCACGUGCACGCGCUGAGCAAGGGCGUGUCCGCACGCCAGGUGAUGGCGGAGCUGUACGGCAAGACGACGGGGUGCUGUCGCGGGCAGGGCGGCUCCAUGCACAUGUUCUCCAAGGAGCAGGGCGUGCUCGGCGGCUUCGCCUUCAUCGGCGAGGGUAUCCCCGUCGCCGUCGGCGCCGCGUUCGCCGUGAAAUACAACAAGGAGGUGCUCAAGCAAGACGCGGACCAGGUCUCAGUGGCGUUCUUCGGCGACGGCACGUGCAACAACGGCUCCUUCUUCGAGUGCCUCAACAUGGCCGCGCUCUGGAAGCUUCCGGUGAUCUUCGUGGUGGAGAACAACCUGUGGGCCAUCGGCAUGAGCCACCUGCGCUCCACGUCGGACCCCGCCAUCUGGAAGAAGGGCCCCGCGUUCGGCAUGCCCGGAGUCCACGUGGACGGCAUGGAUGUGCUCAAGGUGCGCGAGGUGGCGCUGGAGGCCAUUGAUCGCGCCAGGCGGGGCGACGGCCCGACUCUCAUCGAGUGCGAGACGUACCGCUUCCGCGGUCACUCCCUGGCCGACCCCGAUGAGCUUCGCUCCCCUGAGGAGAAGGCCAAGUACGCGGCGCGCGACCCCAUCAUCGCUCUGAAGAAGCACAUCCUGGAGUCGGGGCUCGCCUCCGAGGCCGACCUCAAGGCGAUUGAGAAGAAGAUUGAUGACGUUGUGGAGGAUGCUGUUGAGUUUGCUGAUGAGAGCCCGUUGCCGGAGCGCCAUCAGCUGCUGGAGAAUGUGUUUGCUGACCCCAGGGGCUUCGGAAUCGGAAUUGACGGCACCUACAAGUGCGAGAACCCAGACUUCACUGCCGGCACCGCGCAGGUGUAA
Messenger RNA from Closterium sp. Naga37s-1, 4317 nucleotides. Lineage: Eukaryota; Viridiplantae; Streptophyta; Zygnematophyceae; Desmidiales; Closteriaceae. The record is from the annotation of a GenBank genome assembly.